CAUCCGGUUAUUACUCCGAUUCUCUGACACACAGUUCACAUGCAUUUAGCAACUUGCAUGUUCUGAGCACAGCAAGGAUAAUGAAUUUCCUGUGCUGGAGAUUUCCUGUGCAGGACAACAGCAACGAGCACGGACCGUUGAAGUACUCGUCAGAUAAGGUGAUGCAUAGCACCAUAAGAAUAAUUUGUAAGCUGCUAUUGAUUAUAACAGUACUGAAUCAACACAGCAACCAGACAGAUUUACUCUGCUUCAGACUGGACAAGGACUCAGGGGUGAAUUGUACCUGGAGCCCAAGUCGUAACACUUUGACCACCACUGAGUACAUCUUCUAUUUGGAGGAGGAGGACAGUAAUAAGCCACUUAAUGUGAAAACCAACUUACCUUCGGUGACCCUGGAAAGGAAGGCCCUCUCUGCAGGGAAACGCUACAAUGCCUGGGUGGAGGCCCAUAAUACACGGUUAUCAUCUUUCGAAUUCAUCAUUGAAGAUAUAGUGAAGCCCUAUCCUCCAGCUAAUGUGUCUGCCGUAGCUGCACUGGAUGAUCCGACAAUAAUUAUGAUAGAGUGGACAAAACCCACCAACCUCGACCUGUCAGCUAAUUUCCAGUUUGAGCUGCAGUACAGAUUGGCAGGCCAGAAAAAUUGGACUGAGGUUUCACAUGAUGAAAUUGAAGUCCAAGCAAUAAGUUACUGUCUGGAAGAACUACAAACAUUUACAUGGUAUGAAUUCCGUAUCCGAUGCGGACGAGAUGGAGAGACAAACAAAAAACUGUGGAGUAAUUGGAGUUCAGUGAUCAGAGCCAGGACCCGAGAGGCCAGUCCUGACGGUGUUCUCGAUGUGUGGUUUAUGCAAAGAAGACAAGGUUCUACUACUCUACUGUGGAAGCCUCUUGAACAACAUCAAGCGAGAGGAAUAAUUCGCCAAUACUCUGUGAGUGAAGGGGAUGGAGAAGAAAUGAGCAAGGUGACCACCGUUACCUGCUGUAACAUCAGCCUGUCUGAGAACACUCGGCAUGUGAAUGUCACUGCUUACAACUCUGUUGGAGCUACUGAGCCGGCUAAACUCAAUCUGGUUAAAGAUCAGCCACCUGUAUUGAAUUUAACUACUCUCAAGUAUAAUGAUGAGAUUCAAGUGUGCUGGAAGGCACCAUCCAAAAAAGUGCUCAACUUUGUGGUGGAAUGGUGUAACCUGAACUUGCCAGAACAUGGACCAGAAUGGAAGAAAAUACCGGCACUGAAGGAAUGUAUGGCUUUCAGAAGUGGUGUUCUGCAGCCCUGGAUUCCAUACAACGUCUCAGUCUAUACUCAAGAUGAGAGUGGCCUGGGUGGACCAGUAUCCAGAAUAGUCUACAAGGAAGAAGGAGUGCCACUCACAGGCCCCCAAAUCUCAAUAUAUAACAUUUCUCAGACUUCAGCCACACUGAAGUGGGAGGCCAUUUCCCUGAACCUCCGCCAGGGGUUUAUUGUUUACUACACUCUAUAUUACAUAAAGAAUCCUCAGGAAGGCAGCAGGCAACAAGCCCUCAAUAUAAGUUCUGCAUUACACAGUUUCAUGCUAUCGAAUUUGGAGCCAGCAAGUACCUAUGAGAUUUGGAUGACAGCUUCCACUAUCAAAGGGGAGGGCAAAAGUGGAUUACGCCUCAAAUUGAAGACACAAGCUUCACAUACUGCGAUCUGGAAGCAUAUUGUGCUGGUACUUGUCAUCUUGGCAGGUAUCUUCCUUUGCGUUAUCUUUGGAAAAUGCUGUUUUCAUCAAAGGAUAAAAAGCCUUAUCUCCUUCUUGAUACCUCAGUGGUGUUGCCAGAAAAUCCCAGACCCUAAAAUCAUCCGUACUCGGCUCCAGCAGAAUCUUAUCACUCCAGACCAUUUUGGAAUGAUUGAGAAUGAUCCAGAAGUUGUUAAAGUGGAAGAGACUGUGACACUGGUUCCCCAAACAACUAGCAACAGCUUUACUCUGAAAGAAACCAACAGCUUAGACACCGACGAUCUGUUACUGAAAAACAUACCAACUCAGAAUGGAGAAAACUCUCCACACACCUGCACUGGUCAGGAUAUACAACCUGAAGAAAAGCCAGUCAGCACAAAAAUACCAGGAAGAGCCUGCAUCACCUCUGGCUAUGAGAAACACUAUGUGCCAUCGCCAGAAGAACUGCUUGAAGAUGACUGGCAAUUAGACAGAAAAAAGCAGUGGCUGGGUUUGGAGGAACACCAACAAUGAACCUUCAAAAUAGCUGGGGUAACUAAAAUGCAUCCAAGCUACCACAGAAUUUCAACAUCUUGCUCUGAGCAUUGUGCAUUACUGCUAGCUUUGGCAUUCCUGAAGAGAUAACUUUAAUCAAUCUAACCAUAGAAAGUGAAUGUGACUGGUGAAGGAAGCCUUGGAACCUAUUCAACUCAGGCUUCAACAGAAAACAACUUGAUUCUCCAAAUGAAGAAUUGGUCUUGGGCUCUUAGCUCCAGUGGAGCAUAUAUCAUUGUUCACUUCUUUGUCUCCUUCAAACAAAGUCGGCUGGAGUUCAUCAAUGUUUCUGUAAUCCAUUGCAUCCAAUGUACAGGGGAUUGGCCUACACAACUUCACCAGAGCCCCAUUGUCUAGCCUUACCUAUUUCCAUCUCUCACGACGAGUUCCUAGGUUUGAGGUUGGGCAUUGAGAGGCAAAUGGAGAAUUCAAUCCUUCUUUAAGUUGUUCAUGGAUUUGUUAGUUCCUCAGAGUCAUGUCAAACAUGGCCUAUCCUUUUGAUGAAGAAAUUGCUCGACCUGCACAACAUCCAAUAUGUUUACUCAUGACAGUAAGUUCCGACUGUUGCUGCUCCAUGUAACGAUAUCAUGAAUGCACUGUACUGUGAAAGCUCAGGAUCACUCAAGUUGUUCCUCACUCACUCUGCUCUCUACUAAUACUGGGAUCCCAAGGAACUGGGUGCCUCCAAUUCUCCAGCAGCUUUUCAAUGGUUUGAUGUUAUAAAGCCAUAUUAGACAGUCAUAAAUAAGACUUUCGAAUUAACUUGAUGUUCUCCCAAUAAAUAGCUCUUAUUACUUUUAUAAUGCAGACUCUGUGACUAUUACUAACUUGGGAACGUCAUUUUGGAAUUUUUAUAUUCAAAUAUUUUGAUCUAAACAAAAGUCUCCUGAAGGAAACUCCUUCCUUUAAAGAUGAGUAUUGGAGAUGCCUAUAAGCUGGCAAAGCAGAGCCCUGAAUACUUAAGAUUAUAAGACAAAUGAGCAGCCAAAUAGGCUAUUUGGCCUAUCGAAUUUGUUCUGUCAUUUUAUCACGGCUGAUCCAUUUUUCCUCUCAGCCCCAAUCUCCUGUCUUCCUCCCAUAUCCCUUCAUGCUCUAACCAAUCAAGAAUCUAUCAACCUCUGCCUUAAAUACUUUAUACUUUAUUGUCGCCAAACAAUUGAUACUAGAACGUACAAUCAUCACAGCGAUAUUUGAUUCUGCGCUUCCCGCUCCAUAAUAUACAUAAAGAUUUAACCUCCACAGCUGCCUGUGGCGAUUGGGUUGCCAACUUUCUCACUCCCAAAUAAGGGACAAAAGUAGCAGUCAAAUAUGGGACACUUGUGUUUACCCCGAGAAAGACUACCAUGACCAUGAAGCCUUGCGCGGACACCUGUGUGAGCAUACAUGCGGGCGCAUGCAUGUACGUGCUGAUUUUUUUCUACAAAUCAGUUUUGGUUUAAUCUUUCCGAUUCUGAUACACUGUUCAUACAUUUUUUCUACUUUAUAUAGGCCGUGUAUUUAUCAUAUCAUUCCUGCUUUUACUAUAUGUUAGUGUUAUUUUAGGUUUUAUGUGUUAUUGGUAUGAUUUGGUAGGUUAUUUUUUGGGUCUGGGAACGCUCAAAAAUGUUUCCCAUAUAAAUUAAUGGUAAUUGCUUCUGCACUUUAUGCCAUUUUGGCUUACAAACGGUUUCAUAGGAACGCCCUACCUUAGCGGGGGAAAUACGGGACAAGGGCGGUCCCAUAUGGGACAAACCAAUUUAGCCCAAUAUAUGGGAUGUCCCGGCUAAUACAGGACAGUUGGCAACACUAUGUGGCGACGAAUUCCACAGAUCCACUACUCUCUGGCUAAAGAAAUUCCUCCUCAUCUCUGUUCUAAAAGGACGCCCCUUUAUUCUGAGGCUGCGUCCUCUGGUCUUAGACUUUCCCACCAUAGAAAUGGCCUCUCCAUAUCCACUCUAUCAAGACUUUUUACCAUUUGAUAAGUUUCAAUUAGGUCACCCCUCAUUUUUCUGAAUUCCACUGAAUAUAGGCCCAGAGCCAUCAAACGCUCUUCAUAUGAUAAGCUAUUCAAUCCUAUUCAAACCUCUUCCUACAGAUGCUGCUUGGCCUGCUGCAUUCACCAGCAACUUUGAUGUGUGUUAUUCAAUCCUGGAAUCAUUUUCGUGAACCUCCUUUGAACCCCCUCCAGUUUCAGCAUAUCUUUUCUAAGGGGCCCAAAACUGUUCACAAUACUCCAAGUGAGGCCUUACCAGUGUCUUAUAAAGUCUCAACAUUAUAACCUUGCUUUUAUAUUCUAGUCCUCUUCAAAUGAAUGAUAACGUUGCAUUUGCCUUCCUUACCACAGACUCGACCUGCAAGUUAACCUUUAGGGAAUCCAGCACAAGGACUUUCAAGUUCCUCUGUUUUUUGUAUUUGCUCCCCAUCUAGAAAAUAGUCUAGCUUUUCAUUUCUUCCACCAAAAUGCAUGACCGCACACUUCCUGACACUGUAUUCCAACUGCCAUUUUCUCCUAAUCUGUCUAAGUCAUUCUAUUGCCUCUCUGCUUCCUCAAAACUACACAUCCCUCCACCUAAGUUUGUAUCGUCUGCAAACUUUGCAAAAAGCCAUCAAUUCCAUCACUCAAAUCAUUGAUAUAUAAUGUAAAAAGAAUCAGUCCCAACACAAACCCCUGCAGACAUCCCACCCUGCAAAAACUCAUUUCAGGGAGGUAGCACCAGCAAUCUGCGGGAGACUCCCGGAACUUCCAGGAGCGGUGGGCUAUCUGCAAUAGAGUAGCUCCUUAGCAGCUAGCCAGCUAGUUUAAAUAACGUUAGCUAUGCUAAUGAACGAAUGACACCUGUUAAACUCACCUCAACAUAUCUUUUAGUCUUAAUCCACCAUGGGCAAUAGAAAAGUCAUUGUUGCAAACAGUGCAGCGAGCAACACUGUCAUUAUUUUUGACCCCUAUUAGGCAGGGGUACACUUUAGUGUAGUCUGGGGUGAUGUAUGUUUUAUAUUUUCUUUUUUUGGAACACUCUGCCAUGGUGCGCUCUCUCUCUCUCUCUCACACACACACACGCGCUCCCGUGGUGUCUCUCGUGCUCGCUCUCUCGCUCUCGUGGUCGCUCUCACUCUCGUGGUCUCUCUCACACUCACUCGCUCUCUCUCUCGCGCGCGCUCUCUCUCAUGAUUGCUCUCACUCUCUCUCUCUCUCAUGGUCGCUCUCGCUCUCUCUCGCGUGCUCUCUUGCCCUCGUGGUCUCUCUCACGCUUGCUCUCUCUCGUGGUUGCUCUCGCUGUCUCUCUCUCUCUCGCGCUCACUCUCUCAAAAAAAUUGACUACCAGGCCAUUGUAUAUAAUUUGCGGGCAUCAGGGAGCCACUAUUAAUAUGCGGGAGACUCCCGGAACUUCCGGGAGGCGUGGGAUGUCUGCCCCUGUGGAUCACCACCAGUCACCGGCAGCCAAUUAGAAAAGGCACGCUUUAUUCCCGCUCUUUGCCUCCUGCCAAUCAGCCACAGCUUUAUCCAUGCUAGAAUCUUUCCCAUCAUACCAUGGGAUCAUAACUUGUUAAACAGCCUCAUAUGUGGCACCUUGUCAAAGUACACAUCAACCAAUUCUCCUUUGUCAAUCUUCCUUCUUAUUUCUUCAAAGAAUUCCAACAGGCAAGAUUUUCUCUUGAGGAAACCAUGCUGACUACGGCCUAUUUUAUCAUGUGUCUCCAAGUACCCGGAAACCACAUGCGAAACAAUUGACUCCAAUAUCUUCCCAACCACUGAAAUCAGACUAACUGGCCUAUAAUUUCCUUACUUCUGCCUCUCUCUUGAAGAGUGGUGUGACAUUUGCAAUUUUCAAUCUUCUGGAACCAUUCCAGAAUCCAGUGAUUCUUGGAAGAUCAUUACUAAUGCUUCCACAAUCUCUUCAGCUACCUCUCUGAGAACUCAGGGGUGUAUACCAUCUGGUCUAGGUGACUUAUCUACCUUCAAACCUUUCAGUUUCCUAAGAACCUUCUCCCUAGUAACAGCAACUUCACACAUUUCUGUCCACCAACACCUUCAAACUCCUGGCAUACUGUUAAAGAGUCUUCCACAGUGAAGACUGAUGCAAAAUAUUAUACAGUUCAUCCGGCAUUUCCUUGUCCCCCAGCAUCAUUCCCUUCCACCAAUCACAUUCACUUUCUUCAGCAUCGUUUUCAGCAGACAAAUCCACUCUCAUCUCUCUUUUAGACUAUGUAUCCGAAGAAACUUUUGGUAUCCUCUUUAAUAUUAUUGACUAGCUUACUCUUGUAUUCCAUCUUUACCUUCUUAAUGACUUUUAGUUGCCUUCUGUUGGUUUUUAAAAGCUUCCCAAUCCUCUAAAUUUCCAUUAAGUUUUGCUCUAUUAUAUGCCCUCACUUUGGCUUUUGUUUUGGUUUUGACUUCCCUUAUUCGCCAUGGUUGUGUCAUCUUUGCUUUAGAAUACUUCUUCUUCUUUGGAAUGUAUAUAUCCUGUGGCUUCCGAAUUGCUGCUCUGCCAUCAUCCCUGCGCACUUAUGAUCACUUGCCCCUCAGAUUCUUUUACCCUAAGCUCUCUAAUCAAUUCUGUUUGAGUGCACAACACCCAAUCCAAUCCAAUCCCCUAGUGGGCUCAACCACGAGUUGCUCUAAAAAGCCAUCUUCUAGGCAUUCUAGAAAUUCCCUCUGUUCGGAUCCUGCACCAAUCUGAUUUUCCUAAUCUACCUGCAUAUUGAAAUCCCCCAUGACUAUUGUAUUUUCUAUCUCUGCUGUAAUUUGUAAACCACAUCCUUACUACUAUUUGGGGGCUAGUAUACAACUCCCAUUAAGGUCUUUUUACCCUUGCAAUUCCUUAGCUGUAUCCACAAUGAUUCAACACUUUCUGACCCUAUGUCACCUCUUUCUAAUGAUUUGAUUUCUUUUUUUUAAACCAAUAGAGCAAUGCCACCUCCUCUGCUUUCCUGCCUAUCUUUUUGAUACAAUGAGUAUCCCUGGCCAUUAAACUCCCAACUAUACAGUAGUUUUCUUUCAGCCAUGAUUCGGUGAUGCCUACAUCAUAGAUGCCAAUUUGUAACUACGUUACAAGUUCAUCUAUCUUAUUCCGUGUACUGCAAGCGUUCAAAUACAACACCUUGAGUCCUGUAUUGACCCUUUAAAAAAAAAUUGUCUGCCUUUUACAUUCCAACUCAUCCCGUUAACUGCAAUUUUGCCCUGUCAUCAGCCUCUCCUCACUACACAUUGCCUCUGUUUGUAAACCAACUACCUCACCCUCAGCACUAUCAUACCAGUUCCCAUCCCCCUGCCAAAUUAGUUUAAACCAUCCCGAACAACUCUAGCUAACCCGCUUGCAAGGAUAUUGGAUCCCCUCAGGUUCAGAUGUAACCCCUUCCUUUUAUACAGGUCAUACCUUCCCCUAAGACCUUGUAUAACUAAGAUCCAUUUAUGAGUUAACCACAUACACAUACUGUCUAUGCAGGGACUCCCAAUACACCUAUACUCCUUUCAAAAAUAUACUGCACACAUAGUUUCCACACUGCCUGGCCACAUGCACACAGGUCCCUUUAGCAGUUUUACACACAGACACACCCCAUACAAGAUGGGGCAGCAUGAUAGCAUAGUGCUUAGUACGCUUCACAGUACUAGCGAUCUGUGUUCAAUUCCUGCCGCUGUCUGUAAGUAGUUUGUACGUUUCACGUGCUCUGGUUUCCUCCCACAGCCCAAAGACGUACUGGCUGGUAGGUUAAUUGGUCAUUGUAAAUUAUCCCAUGUUUAGGCUGGGGUUAGGUCAGUGGGUUGCUGGGCAGCACGGCUCUAAGGGCUGGAAGGCCUAUUCUGCGUUGUAUUGCAAUAAAUAACAAUAAAGAUCUGCCUGCAUGCUGUGUGGUCUGUGCAUAAAAUGUCUCUAAGCUUAUAGUCAGUGAGGCUGCCACUAUCUAUUCCCCAUAUAUCAGCUGUCUCUGCACCCAUUGUUCUUACAGGUAUUUCUCCCAUGUGGACUGUGUAAACAUGCACAGUUCAUUCAGGGCCUCCUAGCACUUACAUAGUACAGGUGGCCCCCAUUUUCCAAACGUUCGCUUUACGACACCUCGCUGUUACAAAAGAAGUCAGUGCCUGCCUGAAUGGCCAAGCUCCUCCCCCGGAACUGCAUUCUAGCUGCCAUUGCUUAAACACGUGCUUUCUCUCGAUUUAUUUUGUGCAUCCGUUAGCAAGCUGAGUUCUAAGGUAUCGGACAAGCCUAAAAGAGCUCGUAAGGGUGUAACGCUUAGCGUAAAACUAGACAUAAUUAAGCGUUUCGAUCGUGGUGAACGAAGUAAGGACAUUGUCCGUGCGUUGAACUUGCCUGCGUCCACCAUUCGCACUAUUUAUACGUAGAGAGAAAGAAUUUUAAAAGCUGCCGAUGUUACUGUCGGUUCUGCUUGUAGCAAAGUGGUCUCUCUUAGUCGGCAUCCAAUAAUGGAUAAAAUGGAAAAUCUAUUGCUUGAGUGGAUUGAUGGGUGUACAAAGCGUGGUGUUCCGUUAAGUUUUCUUCUUCUUAAGGAGAAAUCAGUCAGUCUUUUUAAUAAGCUGAAACAAAAACCACUGGACGAUGGUGGUGAAAGUGUUGUGAAAGUGGAAUUUAAAGGUAGUCAUGGGUGGUUUGAUCGGUUUCUGAGGUGAGGGCAGCUUCAUAGUUUAAUGUUUACUGGAGAGAGUGCUUCAGCUGAUACUGAAGCUGCCAAAAAGUUCCUAGCAGAACUGAAGAAAAUAAUUACAGAAGGUGGUUAUUUGCAUAAGCAAGUGUUUAACUGUGACAAAACUGCAAUUUAUUGGAGUCUUCCCGAUUCCGGUAAGUGAAACUACACUGUACAUACAUUAGUUCUACUUUAUAUAGGCUAUGUAUUUUUAUGUGUUAUUUGGUAUGAUUUAGCAGCUUCAUAACUUAAAGGUUACUGGAGAGAGUGUUUCUGCCAAGAGCACUUGCACUGUGUUUCUGCCAAGAGCGCUAGACGGUGCUGUAGAAAAGUAUUUCCCAUGCACAAGUCCCUGGACAACGGGGGCAAGAACGUCCCCAAUGUCGCCCUCACCCUGAUGGCCAGCUUCGUAUGUGGCUGCAUCAGGUUGUGUGUAGAGCCCAGGUAUGUGGGCACCAAGUACCACUAUGUGCCCAGGUUCUACUUGUCGCCCUGGCUACGAAGGAUGGGUCUGGCCCCACUCCCGCGCAACGCCCCAGUCAGCUGGUCAUUGCCGGCAUACCUGUCCUACGUAGCAAAGUUCUUCCAGGAGAACGCCUUUGACCACAGGGCCAUCAGGCAGUGGUCGGCAUGUAGUGUCCUGCAGGCACUGCAGGAGAAGGACGUGAUGGACACAGUGGGGUGGUUCCCUGAGCAGACUGUCCAGUUCAUCUGGCAAAAUGCCUCAUCGCCAGAUCUAACCAACAGGCACCAAGAACUCGCCUGGCUGGCGGUGAGAGGGGCCCUCCCAGUCAGAGCCCUCCUGUAUGCCCGGAACGUCGUCUCCGCACCCCACUGCCCAUGGGAGGACUGCAGUGAGGAGGAGUCUGUGACCCACCUCUUUGCACACUGCCAGUUCGCAAAGAGGGUGUGGAGGAGGAUGGACGGGCUAGUGUCACGGUUUAUCCCCAGCAGCUGCGUAACAGAGGACUCUCUGAUCUACGGGCUGUUCCCGGGGACACACACGGAGACCAACGUCCGGUGCUGUUGGCAGAUCAUCAACUCGGUGAAAGACGCUCUUUGGUCGGCCCGAAACUUGAUGAUCUACCAGCACAUGGAGAUGUCCGUGGGAGAAUGCUGCCGACUGGCACAUUCUCGGCUGCAGGAGUACGUGCUGAG
Messenger RNA from Mobula hypostoma (lesser devil ray), 10013 nucleotides. RefSeq names its product interleukin-12 receptor subunit beta-2-like. The transcript is spliced from 15 exons. The record is from RefSeq and is a predicted model, not a curated record. Gene Ontology annotation, molecular function: protein binding. Bases 81 to 2216 code for a protein of 711 amino acids. Lineage: Eukaryota; Metazoa; Chordata; Chondrichthyes; Myliobatiformes; Myliobatidae.